AUGGCUGGUACAAGGAACUACGACUUUCUGAUCAAAUUAUUGCUGAUCGGUGACUCUGGCGUCGGCAAAUCAUGCUGUCUACUACGGUUUAGCGAGGAUUCAUUCACACCGUCUUUCAUUACCACUAUUGGCAUCGACUUCAAGAUCCGUACUAUUGAACUUGAUGGCAAGCGAGUGAAGCUCCAAAUAUGGGACACAGCUGGGCAGGAGCGAUUCAGAACAAUCACAACCGCUUACUACAGAGGGGCAAUGGGCAUUCUCCUUGUUUACGAUGUCACUGAUGAACGGUCAUUUCAGAAUAUUCGCACAUGGUUCUCCAAUGUUGAGCAGCAUGCGAGCGAAGGUGUCCACAAGAUACUCAUUGGCAACAAGUGUGAUUGGGAAGAGAAGCGAGCAGUGUCCACCGAGCAAGGUCAACAACUGGCUGAUGAGCUUGGAAUCCCAUUUCUAGAAGUAUCGGCCAAGAACAACAUCAACAUUGAGAAAGCGUUCUAUGAUCUUGCUUCAGAUAUCAAGAAAGGAAUGGAUACAUCAAAGUCUGAACAAGUCAGCUCUCAAGGCGUUAGUAUAGACCAGCAGGGUUCUGGCCUGAAUGGCAGCACAGGUGGAAAGUGCUGCUAA
This is a messenger RNA of Aspergillus homomorphus CBS 101889, 621 nucleotides long. RefSeq names its product Rab family GTPase srgA (gene srgA). Gene Ontology annotation, biological process: protein localization to plasma membrane; protein secretion; regulation of exocytosis. Lineage: Eukaryota; Fungi; Ascomycota; Eurotiomycetes; Eurotiales; Aspergillaceae. The record is from RefSeq and is a predicted model, not a curated record. Gene Ontology annotation, molecular function: GTPase activity; GTP binding. Bases 1 to 621 code for a protein of 206 amino acids. The transcript is spliced from 3 exons. Gene Ontology annotation, cellular component: endosome; plasma membrane.